CACUGAUCGGUGAAAUACAGGAGUCCGAGCUCGGAAUAGAACAAAGUAUUUAAACAACCGUUAACUGCAUAGACUUGCGUGCCGCUCAUUUAGGUGUCGUAAAAAUGGUUGUUUGACAUCUUGUGAAAUUUACACUCUACCCACUGAUAAGCAAAUAUGAUUGCUAUUGAUGAAAUUAUAAGCCAUGGAGAAGACAAUCCCUUCAGAAUUCUAAAGCCAUGGUGGGAUGUGUUUGCAGAGUAUCUUAUCAUAUUUAUGAUCAUGAUAUCAGUUUUUGCAGGAACUCUACAGAUGUGGUCAUCUGAAAUAAUAUGCAUACCAGUGCCAGAGGGUUUCAAUGCAACAACUAUGACAUGGAACAGUUCAAGGAACCAACAGGAUGCAACUAUAAAUCGAAUGGAUCGUCAGCAGUAUGAUUUAAUAGACCAGUGGUGCUAUGACAAUGCCAUUCUUUGGUACUCAAAGUACUUUGCAUACAUAAUCUUAAUCCACACACUUAUAUUUCUAGUAAGUAGUCAUUUCUGGUUUAAAUUUCCUGGAACUAGUUCGAAAAUUGAACACUUCAUAAAUAUACUUGGUAAAUGUUUAGAUUCACCAUGGACCACCAAAUCACUCUCUACUGUGUAUGAAGAUAUCCAAAAAAAGGAAGAGGGCAGUUCAAGGUCUGAGAGUGCUGUUUAUUCAUCUUCUAUCCAGAGUUCAGCCAGUGCUUUCUCCUCUCCAUUACCUAGAGAGAGGACGUCAAUAGCACCAGAGAACGUUGAAUCAAAUGUACAAAAAAAUGGUGGCGUGUUUGGGAAUCCAACAGCUAGAAUGCUUGACAAACUGGAAUGUGAACAAGCAAAAGCUUUAUUUGAGAAAGUUAAAAAGUUUCGACUUUACACUGAAAAAGGUGAUAUUCUCUACAAGAUGUAUACGAGACAGACAAUGCUGCGUUUGUUUCAGGGUUUUAUAAUAACAACUUAUGUCUGGGUAUUGAGUCCCAAUAUCCUGUAUAUUGUACAUUGCAUAGAUGAUGUCCAAGUGACAGGAUUUCGUGAGUUUUUUUGUAUUCACGCAUUAAGGAGAAUGUACACAAUGUUAUCUUAUGUGUACAUAGCAGUAAUUUGCCUAUACAUGUGUACUUGUAUUUACACAUUGUACUGGAUCUAUUUCUAUAAACUUAAGGAUUACUCAUUUGAAAAGGUGCGUGAUGAGACAGGAAUUAAUGAUAUUCCAGAUGUCACAAAAGAUUUUGCUUUCCUACUUCAUUUAAUAGAUCAGUAUGAUAAACUGUAUGCAAGGAAAUUUGCUGUUUUUCUGUCAGAUGUCAGUGAAAACAAACUGCGUCAGUUGAACUUGAAUUAUGAAUGGUCAACUGAGAAACUUGAAAUGCGCAUAGUUACCAACACAGACCAAAAAAAAGAGUUGCAUCUUUUCAUGCUGCCUGGAAUUCCAAAUUCUACUUAUGAAAUGGUUCAGCUGGAAGUAUUGAAAUUAGAACUUAUAAAUGACAUUUCCAUUGGUCAAGGCAUCUCACAACUAAAGUCACUAAAUGAAUUGUGGCUAUACAACUGUACUAUUAAAGUGGAAAACAAAGCUCUUGUGUUUUUAAAAGUCAACUUACUCAUCAUGAGAGUCAAGUUUUCAAAAAUUGAAGAAAUACCCCAAUGGAUGUACAAUCUCAGUAACCUCAAAGAACUGCACUUAGAAGGUGAUUUGCAAACUGACAGUAGAACUUGUGUGUUGCAAUCUAUGCGCGAUCUAGAACGUCUUCAGCUACUUCAUCUAAAGACCAAUGUAAUUAAAGUACCUUUGACGAUUACUACUGAUAUUGCUCAACACCUUUUGCAUCUCACCAUUAACAAUCAGGGUACCAAGUUGCUGUCUUUGAACAGUGUGAAGAAGUUUUAUGUUCUUGCAACCUUAAAGUUAAUUUCCUGUAAUUUGGAAAGGAUUCCAAGUGCAAUCUUCAGUUUAAGCCAUCUUACUGAGCUAGAUUUGAAAGAUAACAAUUUGAAGUCUAUUGAAGAAAUUGCCAGUUUUCAGCAUUUUUGUAAACUGAGAAUACUCAAACUCCACUACAAUUCAAUUGUUGACAUCCCAUUGUACAUUGCAAAGGUAGCAUCUGUUGAAAUGCUUUACCUCAACAAGAACAAGAUUUCUGAACUUCCACCACAUCUGUUCAAAUUAUCAAAAUUGUUUCACCUCGAACUUGGAUUCAACUGCAUUAAAGAGAUCCCUGCUGAAAUUGAAGAACUUGAGGAGCUGCAGUACCUUGGUAUUGACAACAACAGUAUCACGAAAUUACCUCAAGAACUUUUCAAGUGCACCAAACUUCGAGUCCUUAUUCUUUCACAUAACCUAUUGACUCAAAUACCACCUAACAUUGAAAAACUGACUCAUCUCCGACAGCUAGAGAUUGCUGGAAACCAAUUAUCUGAGCUUCCUCCUGAACUUGGAAACUGUGCGUGCCUGAAACGAGAACACUUUUUAGUGGAAGAAGAGUACUUUAACACAUUGCCACAUACUGUUAGAGAGGGGUUUGUAAAGUAGACACCCUAAUAUAGCUAUGGCUUUUUGUUGUAACACUUACAAGCUCUUGUCAUUACACUUUAAUGAUACUGGUAACUUUUUAAAAAAAAAAUACCAUAUUAAGGAAAGUGUUUUUAUUGUACUGAGAAAGAAAUACUUUAACCUCGACAAGUGUUCAGAAAUAUUUUCCAAAUACUGUAUGUAUAUGUAACUACUUUGGAAUUAUCAUGGCCUUUGUUUUACAAUCUUACAUUUAUUAACAUUUCCAAAGUGUCAAAUGUUUUAUUAUAUUGAAUAUAAUAAGUCAAAAUAUACAAUAUAUUUACAACAACUUUUG
Acipenser ruthenus (sterlet) is the source of this 2851-nucleotide messenger RNA. Its product is annotated as volume-regulated anion channel subunit LRRC8C-like. The record is from RefSeq and is a predicted model, not a curated record. Lineage: Eukaryota; Metazoa; Chordata; Actinopteri; Acipenseriformes; Acipenseridae. The coding region runs from base 157 to 2535 and encodes 792 amino acids. The transcript is spliced from 3 exons. Gene Ontology annotation, molecular function: protein binding.